Messenger RNA from Pistacia vera, 933 nucleotides. RefSeq names its product peptidyl-prolyl cis-trans isomerase FKBP18, chloroplastic. Gene Ontology annotation, cellular component: chloroplast thylakoid lumen. Bases 106 to 777 code for a protein of 223 amino acids. The record is from RefSeq and is a predicted model, not a curated record. Gene Ontology annotation, molecular function: peptidyl-prolyl cis-trans isomerase activity. The transcript has 6 exons. NCBI's taxonomy places the organism in Eukaryota, Viridiplantae, Streptophyta, Magnoliopsida, Sapindales, Anacardiaceae.
AAAACGUAUUUUCACACAAGUGAGAGUGGAUAGAGAGAUAUGGGGUUUUGCGGGUUUCCUGUAAUCUGAACCUUUUGUUUGUGUUAUUUUAGCAUUCCAACGGCCAUGGCUUCAAUUAGGAGCUUAAACAGUUGGACCGUUGAGAAUCAUCUUCAAAUCUGUUCAAAACAUCGCACAAUACAAACCCAGAAUGCAAACCAAGUAGUUGUUUCAAUACCCAUUUCAAGAAGAUCAGCAAUUCUGAUAUCUUCAUUGCCAUUUACCCUCAUUUCACUUCCCCAACACUCAGAAGCAAGAGAGAGACGCAACAGGAAGGCCGUUCCUCUUGAAGACUAUCUUACUACCCCUGAUGGAUUGAAAUACUAUGAUAUUGUUGAAGGAAAGGGUCCAGUUGCCGAAAAGGGAUCCACAGUUCAGGUGCACUUUGACUGCAUGUAUCGGGGUAUAACCGCUAUUUCAAGUCGAGAAUCUAAACUUUUAGCUGGAAAUCGUAGCAUUGCUCAGCCAUAUGAGUUCAAGGUUGGAGCUCCUCCAGGUAAAGAACGGAAGCGUGAAUUUGUGGACAACCCAAAUGGUCUUUUCUCUGCUCAAGCUGCACCAAAACCCCCGCCAGCUAUGUACUCAGUAACAGAAGGGAUGAAAGUUGGGGGGAAGAGGACUGUGAUUGUUCCUCCAGAGUUUGGCUAUGGCAAGAAAGGAAUGAAUGAGAUUCCGCCAGGAAGCACAUUUGACCUGAAUAUUGAGCUUUUAGAAGUAAUUCCUCCAGAAGGAAAGUAAAAAGCUUAAUCUGGGUGAUGAGAAAAUCAAGAUCUCAGUGGUGGUCUGCUUUUUUCACUGGGAAAAGGAUGUAGUAUCACGGCAGGACUGUUUCUAAUUGAAGAGCAUGGUUUUGUCCAAUGGUUUUUUUUAAUUGAAAUACCAUUUGUAACUUGU